AUGGAGCAUCAGAGAUCAUUUCUGGGACUUCUUCUAGGGUUUCUGGUGCUGUCUUUGACCCCGUUAUCGAGUGCGAGAUUUGUGGUGGAGAAGAACAGCUUGAGGGUCACAUCUCCAGAUAAAAUCAAAGGCACAUAUGACAGUGCCAUUGGGAACUUUGGGAUUCCUCAGUACGGAGGCAGCAUGGCGGGUGCUGUGCUGUAUCCAAAAGAGAAUCAGAAGGGCUGCAAGGAAUUCUCUGAAUUUGGGAUUUCGUUUAAAUCGACUCCUGGAGCUCUCCCAACGUUCGUUUUGGUCGAUCGAGGAGAUUGCUUCUUUGCCUUGAAGGUUUGGAAUGCCCAGAAGGCUGGGGCUUCUGCAGUUCUUGUCGCUGAUAAUAUUGAGGAGGCAUUAAUAACCAUGGACUCACCGGAAGAGGAUGGUUCAACUGCCAAAUACAUUGAAAACAUAACAAUACCAUCUGCACUCAUUGAAAAAAGUUUUGGGCAAACUUUAAAGAAAUCAAUCAGUUCUGGUGAUAUGGUCAAUGUGAAUCUUGACUGGAGAGAAGCUGUUCCACACCCAGAUGAUCGUGUGGAAUAUGAACUAUGGACCAACAGCAAUGAUGAAUGUGGGGUUAAAUGUGACAUGUUGAUGGAAUUUAUGAAGGAUUUUAGGGGUGCAGCACAGAUACUUGAAAUAGGUGGUUACACUCAGUUCACACCUCAUUAUAUAACUUGGUACUGUCCUCAGGCAUUCACCUUAAGCAAACAGUGCAAGUCCCAGUGUAUCAAUCAUGGAAGAUAUUGUGCUCCCGAUCCUGAACAGGACUUCAGCACUGGUUAUGAAGGGAAAGAUGUGGUUCUUGAAAAUUUAAGGCAGCUAUGUGUUUUUAAAGUGGUGAAUAAGACCAACAAGCCUUGGGUAUGGUGGGACUAUGUAACUGAUUUUCAAAUUAGAUGUCCCAUGAAGGAGAAAAAGUACAACAAGGACUGUGCUGACAGUGUCAUUAAAUCUCUUGGCCUUGAUGUUAAGAAGGUUGAGCAGUGUAUGGGAGACCCUACAGCAGACUCUGAAAAUUCUGUUCUGAAAGAAGAGCAAGAUGCUCAGGUUGGGAAAGGAUCAAGAGGUGAUGUAACCAUAUUGCCUACUCUUGUUGUCAAUAAUCGACAAUACCGAGGAAAGUUGGAGAAGGGUGCAGUUCUGAAGGCUAUCUGUUCUGGUUUCGAGGAAACUACUGAGCCAGCUGUUUGUUUGAGUAGUGAUGUGGAGACAAAUGAGUGCUUGGAUAAUAAUGGUGGUUGCUGGCAGAAUAAAGCAGCCAACCUCACAGCCUGCAAGGAUACAUUUCGUGGGAGGGUAUGUGAGUGCCCUCUGGUUGAUGGUGUGCAAUUUAAAGGAGAUGGUUACACUACCUGUGAAGCAAGUGGGCCUGGGAGGUGCAAGGUAAACAAUGGAGGUUGUUGGCAUAAAGCUCAAGAUGGGCAUGCAUUCUCUGCUUGCACAGAUACUGGAGAGGUCCAAUGUCAGUGUCCUCCUGGGUUUAAAGGUGAUGGUGUCAAAAGUUGUGAAGAUGUUGAUGAAUGCAAAGAGAAGAAAGCUUGCCAGUGCCCUGAAUGUAGCUGUAAAAAUACCUGGGGGAGCUAUGACUGCUCGUGUAGUGGGAAUCUUCUGUAUAUCAAGGACCAUGAUACCUGCAUAAGUAAGGCUGCUAGUGGGGGAAAGUCUGCAUGGGCUGCUGUGUGGGUUAUUUUGAUAGGCUUGGCUAUGGCUGGUGGUGGGGCAUAUCUUGUGUACAAAUAUAGAUUGCGGUCAUAUAUGGAUUCAGAAAUAAGAGCUAUAAUGGCACAAUAUAUGCCUCUGGACAGUCAAGCUGAAGUUCCAAAUCAUGUGAAUGAUGAACGAGCGUGA
Prunus armeniaca (apricot) is the source of this 1890-nucleotide messenger RNA. The record is from the annotation of a GenBank genome assembly. Lineage: Eukaryota; Viridiplantae; Streptophyta; Magnoliopsida; Rosales; Rosaceae.